Messenger RNA from Penicillium canescens, 1299 nucleotides. Its product is annotated as putative DNA 3'-phosphatase Tpp1. NCBI's taxonomy places the organism in Eukaryota, Fungi, Ascomycota, Eurotiomycetes, Eurotiales, Aspergillaceae. The record is from RefSeq and is a predicted model, not a curated record. Gene Ontology annotation, molecular function: ATP-dependent polydeoxyribonucleotide 5'-hydroxyl-kinase activity; double-stranded DNA binding; polynucleotide 3'-phosphatase activity. The transcript has 9 exons. Gene Ontology annotation, biological process: DNA repair. The coding region runs from base 1 to 1299 and encodes 432 amino acids.
AUGGUCGAGGGGCCGGCUAAGAGGAGUGCCUCCCCCCAAGCCAUUUCACCGCCCCCGCUGCGCCGCAAGGUCGACCCAACUGUCACCAAAAAAUCAGUUGCAAACUUUUUCACUCCGGCCUCGCAGAAGAAGCCCGAAUCGAUUACAUGGCGCGUUAUCGGGACGAGUGUUGUCAUCGGAAAGCAGACCUCCGAGAACCAAGUGCCCAGUUCCUCUGGGAAACGCCGUAUCGCUGGCUUUGAUCUGGAUUCAACUUUGAUCAAGACAAAAUCCGGUAAUGUGUUCCCAAAGUCAGCAACAGACUGGCAAUGGUGGAACGACAAGGUCCCAGGACGCCUGAAGGAGCUCAACUCCGAAGGCUACCAAGUCGUAAUCUUUUCAAACCAGAAGAAGAUCAGCGUCCAGAAAGACAUCAAGGGUGGUCGAAGUGAAUCGAAGAGUCUUUCCAACUUCAAAGAGAAGAUGACUGUCGUUUUGACGCAACUUGAUAUUCCAGUGAGCGUCUACGCAGCUACUACAGACCCUGAGUACCGGAAGCCUCGUCUCGGGAUGUGGCACGAGUUUUUGGAUGACUAUGACCUUGAUGUUGCAGGCGUUGAUUUGCCUGGCUCGAUCUUCGUAGGAGAUGCGGCUGGCCGGCCUGGUGAUCAUUCGGGUGUGGAUCGUGGAUUGGCCACAAACAUUGGUAUGCCCUUUAAAACGCCAGAGGAGUUCUUCCUGGGUGAAACGACGGAGCCAGCAACAAAGCUUUUUGACCCGAUGCUAUAUGUGAAGUCGGAAGAGGAGCCUGCCAAACCAUUUACCCGCAAGCACCCCGUGGAACUAGUCCUCUUCUGUGGGAGCCCCGGUGCUGGGAAAUCUACUUUCUACUGGACUCAUCUGGAACCUCUUGACUACGAACGAGUGAACCAAGAUAUGCUCAAAACGCGCCCCAAAUGCCUCAAGGUCGCUCGCGAGCACCUGGAAGCAAAGAAAUCGGUUGUAGUCGACAACACAAAUGCAGACCCCGAAACAAGAGCUCACUGGACCUCCCUAGCAAAAGAACUCAAAGUGCCCAUCCGCUGCGUCCAAUUCAUCUCAACACCAGACCUCUGCAAACACAACAACGCAGUCCGAGCAUCUAACAAAGAACUGAACCCCGAAUCGAGAACCUCUCUUCCAGGAAUUGCCUUUGGCGACUUCGCCCGCCGCUUCAAGGCACCCACGCUGGACGAGGGGUUCGACGAUAUCAUCCCUGUCGAGUUUCAGUUCCGCGGUAGUGACGAGGCCAAGGCUCUCUGGGGCCAGUACUGGAUUUGA